Molecule: messenger RNA, 1341 nt
Organism: Parathielavia appendiculata
Lineage: Eukaryota; Fungi; Ascomycota; Sordariomycetes; Sordariales; Chaetomiaceae
Exons: 7
Coding region: 1-1341 (446 amino acids)
Source: RefSeq, a predicted model, not a curated record
AUGAGCCCCAAAGUAGGAUCCUAUGAAGACUUUGCGCAGUUUCGAAGUCAAACCAGCUCCUGCGUCACCAGCUGGGUCCGACAUUUCGAUGGCGGUCUCACGAAUCCAUCCACGAUCGUCACAAUUGACUACUCCCGGCACGGGCCAUCGACACCGUUUCCCUUUACAGUGGCCGAGACCGAUCUGUCCAAGCCGUUCGUUGAUGCUUCUGCGGUCUACGGCCGAAUCCUGCUUGCUGAGAAUAUCCAACGCACCCUGAUCAGUCUCCUGGGUGAGAUCUUCGACCUGGAUUGUAUCUUCUUUGCCAGCCAGACGACCACCGGUCUUGUCGCAGAGAGGGGCUAUCUUCACCUCUACUUCCUGAAAGUACUUGAUUUGGGCACCUCAGAAGCAUUCCAGCAUCCACCAGAUGCACUCAAGACGGACUCGAACAUUCCUCGCAAUGUCCGGCACCUACCUCCUUUAUCUAGGCGACAGCUUGCUCUAGCGCGAGUCUGCUGCUCGAUGGUCCUGAAAAGCAUCAAUGAUUCGUGGAUUUGUAAGUGUGUUCUGACCAUGAUGUCGAUAUGCUUGGUCCUGGUAGACCCCCCGGGGGCACGGAAGACAUACCCAAGCAGGCCUCUGCACGGAGGUUCCGAAAACUUUGCAUCGCUAAUCUUUUUCUCAUCCUUCGACUCGAGCAAUCCGAGUGACAAACUCGAAUCAUGGGACAAGAGCUCGAUGCUCAGCAGCCUGCACCACUACUUCUGUCACCAGCCACCUCCCGGCCUGGCGUACUACCCAACUCGCAUCUUCCUAGCCGAAUGGGCCAUUUACAUUCACCUGAUGAGCCGUUACUUCAAGCACUACGAAUACAACCUGCACGAGAUCCAAAACCGGCUCCACGACAGCGACAUAUCCGACCUGCAACGCUGGCGGCGACGCAGCAUGCAGAGUCAGCGGAAAAUGAAACUCCUGGUAGCCGGAAAACAGCCCUGGGACCUUGUCCGCAAGGAUGUCAACGACGUGCUCUCGCAGCUCGACGACUACAGCUGCUCGCUGGAGCAGAUGAUACCCGCGGCGACGCCCAUGGUCCAGCUGAUUGAUUCGCAGCGCGUCAUGCGCGAUGAUGGCCAACUUGUGCCGCUGUCGUGGGUGACCAGUCUGUUCAGCACGUCGGACGAGUUGUCCCCGGGACGUGAACGGUUCUGGGUGUACUUUGCCACGAGCCUGCCGGUGCUGGGCGUGGUCUUGUCCUAUUCGGUUCUUCCAUGGGGCGACUGGGUGGGGAGGAUGAAAGGGCUCGAGGUGCCUUUGAGGCAACAGGCACGGAGGCAUGAGAUGAGAGGUGGAGUAGCGUAG